CACAUACCUUAUAAUAAUAGACUAAUAGUACGUGCCCCCACUUUCUUCUUUCUUCAAAUACUAAUUCUUCUUCUUGUGUACCCAACAAAAUAAUAAUAAUUGGUCAUACAGAAGUGAAAUAUAGACAAGGUAUACAUGAAGAUGGAGGAAAAGCUGUUGUUGAAGUUGGAGGAGAAGGGUUCCACUGGUAGUGUUGAUGAUGAUGGCGCCACCGCGAUAACUGCCGCUCUCGUCUUCAGCAUCUUCACCGCUGUUUGUGGCUCCUUCGUCCUAGGCUAUACUUGUGGUUACACCUCUCCUGCACAGUCUGGAAUCAUUGCGGAUUUGGGACUUUCAAUAGCAGAUUAUUCCCUCUUUGGAUCAAUACUUACAGUUGGUGGAUUGUUAGGCUCACUAGUAUGUGGUACACUAACAGAUUACAUUGGUCGGCGUGGUACAAUGGGAUUGUCAAGUGUGCUCCUCCUCAUCGGAUGGCUUGCUAUAGCAUUUUCACAGAAUGCUUGGUCCCUUGAUCUCGGUAGAAUUAUCAUGGGUUUUGCAGGAGGAGUUUACUCUUAUGUGAUUCCUGUGUACAUAGCAGAAAUAACGCCAAAGAACCUCCGAGGCGGGGCAGUGCUUCUCCAUCAGUUGAUGGUAUCUUGUGGAAUAGCAUUUGCUUACAUUGUUGGGCUUAUGACAAACUGGCAUGUCUUAGCUUUGAUUGGUGCUUUGCCAUGCCUAGUGCAACUUAUAGGCUCAUUUCUCAUUCCAGAGUCUCCGAGGUGGUUGGUGAAGGUUGGUGAUGAUAAAAGUUAUGAAGCUGCUUUAAGAAGUCUAAGGGGCCAGAACAUAGAUAUAUCUUAUGAAGCAGCUGAAAUCAAAGAGUAUACUAAAUCUGUUGCAAAAAUCUCAAAACAUAACUUGCACGAGGUGCUGCAUACAAAAUAUGCUUAUGCGCUUACUGUAAGCCUUGGGCUGAUGGCACUAGCAGGAAUUGGUGGGGCAACUGGAAUUUUAUUUUAUGCAACUACGAUAUUUGAAUCAGCUGGAUUUUCAGGUACUAUAGGGACUGUGGCAAUGGCUCUUACCCAGCUUCCACCCAUUAUUUUGGGUGUAUUCUUGAUGGAUCAUUUUGGAAGACGGCCAAUUUUGCUGUGUUCCGCAGUUGGAAUGUGUAUGGCUUGCUUUUCAGUGGCAUUAUCAUUCUUGAUGAAGGAACAUGGAUGGAUGAAAGACUACAGUCCGUAUUUGGCUCUUAUUGGCAUUUUGAUAUCUGCUGCAACAUUUCCAGUUGGACUAGGAGGGAUACCGUCUCUAAUAAUGUCAGAGGCACAUUUUUCAUUUUCGCAAGCAUCAAUGUUUUCACUCUGCUAUUCAUCUCAAUAUUAGUCCCGGAGACAAAGGGACGAACAUUGGAAGAAAUACAGGAAUCACUUACGCAUACUUUGGAUCGGACAUAUGUACAUUAAAACUAAUCAAUGAGUAUGUAUUUUUUCGGCUCCUCUGGUUAUACUACAGGCAAAGUAAGAAGUCAGAAAAUUUAUAUUCCUAGCCUCUCUUCCUCACCCCUUUUCCUGUAUGUUGUGUGAGCUUUGAUUAGUUUUAACGAAUAUAAUUCUUUCGCUGCAAACCUGCAAGUGUGUAUAUACUCCAUUUUGUAUAUAUAUGAAAUCAUGGAGUAUUGCAGUGAGGAAUCUUUGUAAGACUUUCUCUGAGAAUGAAGAAAGCAUAUGGUUAUGUGGAUCCAAA
Beta vulgaris subsp. vulgaris (sugar beet) is the source of this 1728-nucleotide messenger RNA. Its product is annotated as sugar transporter ERD6-like 5. The coding region runs from base 136 to 1368 and encodes 410 amino acids. Gene Ontology annotation, cellular component: membrane. Gene Ontology annotation, molecular function: sugar transmembrane transporter activity. The transcript has 17 exons. NCBI's taxonomy places the organism in Eukaryota, Viridiplantae, Streptophyta, Magnoliopsida, Caryophyllales, Amaranthaceae. Gene Ontology annotation, biological process: carbohydrate transport; transmembrane transport. The record is from RefSeq and is a predicted model, not a curated record.